AUGUGGUGGCCGCACCUCGGGGAAGCCAACGCCCUGGAACUGGAAAAGCACGCCGCCACUUCUUUCAGCAUUCUUUCCCUGGUUCCCUGGUCAGCAUUGUCGGCAUAUUUCUUCCUUUCUUUCCGAAACGAUGCCUGGUGGCCGGAGAAAGAUACCCCUCGAUGCGGGUCACCGACGGCCGACGGGAUAGAUGGCUUACGGUGGUCGCUUCGGGAAGUUCACCAAGACGGUAAACAAAUAUCGAACGCUUCUUGUGUUACUCCUUCGGAGAGGAUUUUUUCCCCCAGACGAAAAAACUAUCAGCAGAAAAAGCUUCAUUUUCCCCUAGGGACACCGGAUUUACACAGACGGGCGAUCUUUUUCUCGAUCGGAAUGCCGUCGGCAGCUUCUGAAUCACCUGCCCGGCUACUCAUCAAAGAGCAGACACAGUUCCCUAGAAGGUGUGGGUUUUCGGCGGUGCCCUUAGGGAAUGACGAGCCCUCAAGAGACGAGAAGUUCCACCGGGUCGAGAUCGUCGCACCGCCACAACAAACCGUCCAGUCCAGUGAAUAUGUGCUCAACACCACCGACGACAGCGAGGCGACACUCCCACCCCCGCUAGCUGACCUUUUCCUAGAGGAAGGACUCAACCUACCGGAGCUGAUCAACGAUAACGUCGAGGAAACCGAAGAGCUACCGGAGACGACCGACAAGUCCGCGAAGGAGCAACAGACGAACCUCGACGAGGAAGAAGAAUCCGAGGUCAAACGGAUCGAGAGGGAGCUCGAAUCGUCGGCUGAUGAACUGUGCCAAGGUGCCGCUGCCAACGUCGGUGCUGUUGUUUCGAUACUAACCAGCGAUCCGACGACGACGACGACCGGUGCAAGUAGCAAAUUAAACGACUCGGCUUGCGGCAGCUGCUGCUCGUCAUCCUCCUCGUCCUCCUCCUGCGGCAGUUCCAAGAACCGUUCCUCCAGCCGCUCGACCAGCGCCUCCGAGGGAGACGAAGCGGGGGAAAACGUUCCACCAUCCGAUGAUCUAGAGGAACUGCUGUGCGAUAUGAUGAUCCAAACUUCCUCAUCCCACUUUCAGCAUCCGCGUCAGCCGAUGCAAAACUAUGGCCACGGUAUGCACCAUGGGUCGCUGCGGCAGACCGGCUACCAUCACCUGAACCAUCACCAUCAUCAUCAG
Messenger RNA from Uranotaenia lowii, 1170 nucleotides. RefSeq names its product death-associated protein kinase related-like. The record is from RefSeq and is a predicted model, not a curated record. Lineage: Eukaryota; Metazoa; Arthropoda; Insecta; Diptera; Culicidae. The annotation marks the transcript as partial. The transcript is spliced from 4 exons.